AUGGGCAAGAACAGCAAGAAGAACAGAAGGAGAGCGAUUCUAGCCACUGCCCAACAUGAAUCGACAAAGAAGGAGCCGGAGAGCGUGCCUGAAAGCGGCCCGGAAAGCGCUGACUCGGCGCCUCGGGCCCUGAGCGACUCAUCGACUGGAGUGAAGCGCCCCAGCCCCCAUGACGCCGACGAAGACGACGAUGGCUGGCAGACAAUUGAGAAUGGGCGACCGGUCAAAAAGCUGAAGAAGAUUCCCAAACACGAGUCGAGUCGAUACCCGGGGAUACUCUUUGCCCCUACGGCGAGACUGCAGUCCAAAGUUAACCUAUCCCAAAUACGCGACCUGAUCCUGUAUAUUUUGGCCGACGGUUCUGCGCCUCAAUGGGUUGCCGUCAGGCAUCGGUCUGAGUUCCGGAAGGUCGUUGCGAUAUGGGUGCCAGGCCUAGAAGAAGCCAUGUUCAAGAAGCAUGUCGAUCUCUCAACCUAUUCUCAGACUGCUGCCAGCACUGACAUGGGUCAAGCGACCGAGCGCGUGGCAACAUCCCCAGAUGAUUACUACCCCCGUGUGCUGAACAAGGACUUGCUGCCAGAGUCGCUGCAGCCAUUUGCAGAUAUGUUCUCCCACCUCUGGCCCAUCAAGGCCCCAGGUGACGACAAGUCAGCCAGACUUCAUUCGCCCGUCAACACCAUGCUUACUACCCCUCUACCGAAAUCCAAGGAAGAGAAAGAGAUCAAAGGCGUGAAGCCAGUCUCGGACCCCCAUGGCUGGAAGGAUGUCCGAACAAGGAUUACCGAGUUCCUGGUCACGCCCGAGACCUUCCUGGAGAAUGGCUUCGUGCUGCACCCCGCUAUGCUACCAGACGAGGAACGCCGGAAGGCUUUCGUGGACCCAGAAGGCUGGGUCCACACCAAUGUGGAAAAGCUUGAGGACGGAGACGUCCCGGAAGCAGAAAUCCAACAAGGCAGCAUGACGGCGGGGCGAGAGGUUCUAGCGCUUGAUUGCGAGAUGUGCGUGACCGGCGAGAGAGAGUAUUCGCUCACCAGGAUCAGUAUCGUCUCAUGGGAUGGCAAUGUUGUCCUUGACGAGCUUGUCAAGCCGGACAAACCCAUCAUUGACUACGUAACCCGGUUCUCGGGCAUCAGCAAGGAGAUGUUAGAUCCGGUCACAACUACCCUGAAAGAUAUCCAAACACGCCUUCUAAAACUACUGCACCCACGUACCAUCCUGGUCGGCCAUUCGCUCGACUCUGACCUCAAGGCGUUACAGCUCACACACCCUUUCAUCGUCGAUACCUCGGUCCUCUUCCCCCAUGCACGCGGGCCGCCCCUCAAAAACUCUCUCAAAUUCAUCACGAAGAAGUACCUCAACCGCGAAAUCCAGAAAGGACACGGGACGGUACUCGGCCAUAACAGCAUCGAAGAUGCUAGGGCCUGUCUGGACCUCGUCAAGAAGAAAUGUGAGAAGGGCAAGGCAUGGGCUGCUAGUGACUCUCAGCGCGAGAAUCUGUUUAAGCGGCUGAGCCGCGCUGGGACCUCGUACUCCAGCCAAGCCGGACCAGAGGCCAAGGGAGGCCUCGUGACGGGGAAGAGCAGUGCGGCAGUGGACUGGGGAGACCCCAGCAAGAACGAAUGUGGUUCUGCGACGUUCAAGAUUUCGUGCAGCUCGGACGCCGAGGUCGAGGCAGGCAUCCUGCGUGCUGUUAGUGGUGAUCCCGACGGCCUGGAAGUGCCAGGCGGCGGAGUGAACUUUGUAUGGGCGCGUAUGCGCGAGCUCGAGGCCUUGCAGGGCUGGUGGAACCGCAACAAGCUCGCCAAUAACGAGCGCGGCGGACCUCCGGUCUCACUACAGGUACAGGCCGAUACGAUAGGAACGUUGGGCGACACGCAACAACUUGACGGAGAGGCGUCCGACAUCAGAGAGAAAGCGGCCACAGCAUCGCCGUUGGAAGCGUGUCUCACAGAGCUGACGCAGCGGCUCGUCCGCAUCCACGCCGCCCUCCCGCCGUGCACGGCGUUUGUCGUGUUCAGUGGCAGUGGCGAUCCGCGCGAGAUGAGCCGGUUGCAGGCGUUGCAGGCGCAAUGGAAGAAGGAAUACAAUACCCCGGGCGUGAGGUGGAAUGAACUCAGCGUCAAGUGGACGGAUGUCGAAGACCAGGCCCUGCGCCGGGCUGUUCAGAGGGCGAGGGACGGCAUCGGCUUCAUUGGGGUCAAAUGA
This is a messenger RNA of Phialemonium atrogriseum, 2205 nucleotides long. RefSeq names its product RNA exonuclease 1. Lineage: Eukaryota; Fungi; Ascomycota; Sordariomycetes; Cephalothecales; Cephalothecaceae. Bases 1 to 2205 code for a protein of 734 amino acids. The transcript has a single exon. Gene Ontology annotation, molecular function: nucleic acid binding; exonuclease activity. Gene Ontology annotation, cellular component: nucleus. The record is from RefSeq and is a predicted model, not a curated record.